Messenger RNA from Caenorhabditis angaria, 1404 nucleotides. The record is from the annotation of a GenBank genome assembly. NCBI's taxonomy places the organism in Eukaryota, Metazoa, Nematoda, Chromadorea, Rhabditida, Rhabditidae.
AUGCGUUUAUUAAAAAGUUCAAGUCAUGGAAGACCACAGGCGCAAAUCAAAAUCGAGGAAGCUGAUGUCAAACCGGAUGUUGAAAAAUUAUUGAAACAACAAAUGCAAGUUGUUCCAUUGGCCGAGGAGGAAAAACCACUUUUGAUUGAACCACCACUGGAAAUGCCAGGGAAACAAACUUCCGAGCAAGCAAAACCCGACACACUUCUUCCAACAAUCGAUGAAUGCAAGCAAGCAUUAGCAACAACCGAAGAAAUUAUUGAUGAUCGUGAAUCCGUUCGAACUUUUGACGAUGAUGGAACUCAUCGUUGGUGUUAUGUUUGUAAUGAUUAUAAGGAAGAUAGAGCUGAAGAAGAAAAAGAAAUUUGCACAACUUGCCCAAGAGUCUUCCACAAAUCGUGCUCAAUUCCACAAAUCGCCUGGAGUGAAGAGUAAAUUCUGAAAUUUAUUAUCGAAAAUCUCACGCGCUCCACCGAAAUAAACACGCAACGCAGACCGCGUCGCGCCACAACACAAGGGAACGAUUCAAAUUCCCUCCCUUGUGGUUGUGGCGCGACGCGGUCUGCGUUGCGUGUUUAUUUCGGUGGAGCGCGUGAGAUUUUCGAUAAUAGUUCUAUGAAAACCAUACAUAUUUCAGGGAGAAUUGGCAAUGCGUUUUCUGCAAAACUGCGCCGAUCAAAACCGAAGACGAAUCAAAAAUGACUCCUCGAAACAGAUUCCUUUGUCAAACUGUGUUGAUGAAAUGUUUUGGCACCAGAAGAGCAUUUUAUCUCAUGAGCUCUUAUGCUGUAAGUUUUCACAAAAAUACAUAUAUUAUCGAAAAUCUCAUCGUUUCCACGCGCUCCACCGAAAUAAACACGCAACGCAGACCGCGCCGCGCCACAACACACAAAAAAGGGAGGGAAUUUGAAUAGUUCCCUUAUUUGUGUGUGUUGUGGUGCGGCGCGGUUUGCGUUGCGUGUUUAUUUCGGUGGAGCGCGAUGAGAUUUUCGAUAAUAUUUUGAAUAAAAAAUGUUGUUUUUGUUUAGGAUCCUGAAAAAACUUUGGAAGUCGUCGGUCAUCGUUUAGAAGAAGAUCAUCCGAUGUCAUUCAAAAUCGUUGAUGAAUUCAUCGAAGCACUCAACAAUGUUCUAAUCAAUGCGUCGAUUUAUAAUUCGGCAGCGUCGGAGAAGGGUAAAGCAACUCGAAAAGUUUGGAUGUUGUAUCGAAAAGCGGUCAAGGAUUAUUUACCCGAAUUUGUUGGAGUUGUUUGGAUUUAUAUUUCACUUUAUGGUUGUUCGUUGAAAAAGAGAGUGAGUUAGAAGAAAAAUGUACAUUUUAAUAUUGAUCAUAGUUUUUCCUUUUCAGAGAUCUUCAAAAACAUCGGUUUUCGAUGAAGGAAUUAAAAGGAGAAGAUCAACAUGA